Molecule: messenger RNA, 3050 nt
Organism: Pan troglodytes (chimpanzee)
Lineage: Eukaryota; Metazoa; Chordata; Mammalia; Primates; Hominidae
Gene: MCUB
Product: mitochondrial calcium uniporter dominant negative subunit beta
Exons: 8
Coding region: 201-1181 (326 amino acids)
Biological process (GO): mitochondrial calcium ion homeostasis; calcium import into the mitochondrion
Cellular component (GO): uniplex complex
Molecular function (GO): calcium channel inhibitor activity
Source: RefSeq, a predicted model, not a curated record
GCCCGGAUGCGUAGAGAGCCGACAAGUGGAAACAGGGACACACCCUCCCGUGAGCCCGCCCCAGCUGGAGCCGCGGCGCGCUGAGCGAGCAGGCGGGGCGGGAGCGCCCACAGCUCGGAGCCACCAGGCGCUGACGAGGAGCCCGGCUGAGGGAGGAUGCGCCGGUGACGCCUGCGGGAGCCGCGCGCCUGGGCGGGAGGAUGCUCCAGAGGGGCCUCUGGCCGUGGCGCGCGCGGCUGCUGCCGACCCCUGGCACCUGGCGCCCAGCGCGCCUGUGGCCGCUGCCGCCUCCGCCCCAGGUUUUGUGUGUGAAGCUGUGUGGAAAUGUGAAAUACUACCAGUCACACCAUUAUAGUACCGUGGUGCCACCUGAUGAAAUAACAGUUAAUUAUAGACAUGGCCUUCCCUUGGUAACACUUACCUUGCCAUCUAGAAAAGAACGUUGUCAAUUUGUAGUCAAACCAAUGUUGUCAACAGUUGGUUCAUUCCUUCAGGACCUACAAAAUGAAGAUAAGGGUAUCAAAACUGCAGCCAUCUUCACAGCAGAUGGCAACACGAUUUCAGCUUCUACCUUGAUGGAUAUUUUGCUAAUGAAUGAUUUUAAACUUGUCAUUAAUAAAAUAGCAUAUGAUGUGCAGUGUCCAAAGAGAGAAAAACCAAGUAAUGAGCACACUGCUGAGAUGGAACACAUGAAAUCCUUGGUUCACAGACUAUUUACAAUCUUGCAUUUAGAAGAGUCUCAGAAAAAGAGAGAGCACCAUUUACUGGAGAAAAUUGACCACCUGAAGGAACAGCUGCAGCCCCUUGAACAGGUGAAAGCUGGAAUAGAAGCUCAUUCGGAAGCCAAAACCAGUGGACUCCUGUGGGCUGGAUUGGCACUGCUGUCCAUUCAGGGUGGGGCACUGGCCUGGCUCACGUGGUGGGUGUACUCCUGGGAUAUCAUGGAGCCAGUUACAUACUUCAUCACAUUUGCAAAUUCUAUGGUCUUUUUUGCAUACUUUAUAGUCACUCGACAGGAUUAUACUUACUCAGCUGUUAAGAGUAGGCAAUUUCUUCAGUUCUUCCACAAGAAAUCAAAGCAACAGCAUUUUGAUGUGCAGCAAUACAACAAGUUAAAAGAAGACCUUGCUAAGCUGGACAUGGUGGCACAUGCUUGUAGCCCUACCUACUUGGGAAACUGAAGCAGGAAGAUCCCUUGAACCCAAGAGUUCAACGCUGCAGUGAACUAUGAUUACACCACUGUACUCCAGCCUGGGCAACAGAGCAAGACCCCAUCUGUAAAAUAAAAAAAUUUAAAUAUAACACCUUGUUAAUUAUGUUUAAGGUAAUAAAGUGGAGAUAAAAAGAUAAAAGUGGUAGGUUAAGGGUUUUUUUUUUUAAGAAUGUUAACUGGAAAACCAUUAUAAAGGGUAUAAACUGUAUUUUUUUUUUUAAGGCAUAAGGAUGAAUUAGUAAACUUAAACUCAUCUUUUAAAAAGAUCCACAUAUAAAAUUGAAAUAUUUAUAUCCCGUCACUUUGGGAAGCCAAAGUGGGCAAAUCACUUGAGUCCAGGAGUUCAAGACCAGCCAGAGCAACAUGGCAAAACUCCAUCUCUACAAAAAAUACCAAAAAAUAUUAGGUGGGCAUGGUGGUGGGCACCUGUGGUCCUAGCUACUUGGGAGGCUGAGGCAGGAGAAUGACUUGCACCAGGGAGGCAGAGGUUGCAGUGGGCUGAGAUGGUACCACUGCACUCCUGCCUGGGUGACAGAAUGAAACCCCAUCUCAAGAAAAAAAAAAAAAAAAUAUUUUAGCCAUUUGCCACUAAUAGUUUAAACAUUUUAUUGCUGUAAGGAGAUGCUAAGUUUAUAGAAUUCCUCUCAAGCAGUAAUGUUGGUAUGUUUCUCUUCUUUCUGAUCACAUGCUUUUUCUUUUUCCCAUGACAGGCUAAAGAAUCCCUGAAACAGGCGCGUCAUUCUCUCUAUUUGCAAAUGCAAGUAGAAGAACUCAAUGAAAAGAAUUAAUCUUAAGAGUUUUAAAUGUCGUCAGAUUUUCCAUUACGUAUUGAUUUUGCAACUUAGGAUGUUUUUGAGUCCCAUGGUUCAUUUUGAUUGUUUAAUCUUUGUUAUUAAAUUCUUGUAAAACAGAAGUAUUGUUUGAAGUUCUCAACUGAGAUUUUUACUUUUUGGAUUUUUAUGACUUGCUAAUGUUAGAAAGGGCUUGUAUGCGUCUAUCAAAGCAACAGUGGCUGCUGUUAGCUAAAAAUCCUUGUCAGCUUGUCCCACGUUUAUUCUCCAUGUGGAGGUGAAAGGGUCUGUGCUUGGCAUUCACUUUCAUUCUUAGACUUAAUUUGGAAUCAUCCUUUUAAAAAAAUCAGAGACCAGGUCUUGCCAAAUCAAACUCCUGGGCUCAAGCAACCCUCCUGCCUCAACCUCCCACGAAAUCAUCUUGUCAUUAACUUCUUUUUUUAAUAUGCAGUAGUUGGGAGUAAGGUCUUUUUAUCAUUUAUCAAAAAGGCAUAAAUGUUCCACCAACCAUAAAGUAUAGUUGGUACUUUUUGAACUUCAACUGAAACAAUGUAUAUAAACGAUUGCUUUUGAACCUGCAAAUCACAAGUUUCAGGUAUCGAAGCCAAAACAGUUAACUUUCUUCAGCCUCUGGCAGAUUAUUAACAAAACAGUAUUAUUCAGAUUCUAUAUCAUAUUAAUGAGAAUUGAACCUUGAAAGUAACAUCUGUUAUUCUAUUAAUGUGAUUGUGUGUGAAUGGGUCUGAUGACUGUUGGACUGUUUGUAGGAACUUAACAUGGAAGAUGCUGACAGAAUCAGAUUUUGCAGGUGUUCAACCUAUAGUGGCUAAGAAUUAUCAUGUUUUCUAUUUUCAUCCUCAGAAUGCCAUACAACAAUUCUGGAAUGCUGAUUUUUUUUAAAGUAGGAAUUAAAGUCAUACACAAAAUGUGGUAAUUCAUAUGUAGAUGAAAUAUUAAACAUUUAAAUGACCGAGUAAAAAACAUCUAUCAAUUACACAAAUGAACAAGAAUGUUAGAAAAAUGUAAUAAAAUAUGAAUUUCAAAUA